UCCGCGCAGCAGCAGCAGCAGCGUCGGUGUGACGUCACGAGACGUCGGGGGCCCUCCCUCCCUUCUACCCCCCUCCGCGGCCGGCGGUGAAAGCGAAGAGAGGCCGGCCGGUUGCGUAGAGGCCACACUCGUCGUGCGGGGAAGCCCGGCUGUCGCGGCUUGCAGGGCGAUGCGCGGCGCCAGCUGAGGGCGGCGGCGGGCGCAUGGGGCGGCGUGCGGACGGCGGGGGCGGCGAGGAGCCGGCGGCGGCGCCGCUCUGCCGCUCGCACGAGGACCAGCUGCAGCCCCCUGAAGGCGGCUGGGGGUGGAUGGUGGUGGUCGGCAUGGCGCUCAUGUUCAUAUCCACGACGGCGCACUACGGCUCGUUCGGCCUGCUGUUCGACGGCAUCCUGGCGCGGCUCGGCCAGCAGACGACGGGCGCCACCUUCAUCAUGAACGCCCUGGCGUCGGCCGUCAGCUUCACAGGCUUGGUGACGAACCACCUGCUGCGGAAGAUGUCCUACCGGAUGGUGUCGUUGAUCGGCGCCCUCGUGUCCACGGUCGGGCUGAUGCUCACCAUCUUCGCGGACAGCAUCGGCCACAUAGUCCUCACCUACAGCAUCGUUUCAGGCAUCGGGCUGGGCAUGGUGGCGCCCUCCUCCUACCUGGCGUUCAACACGUACUUCCUGGAGCGCCGCGCGCUGGCCAUGGGCGUGUGCCAGGCGGGCAUCGGCCUGGGCUUCAUCGUGGCGCCGCCGCUGGUGCAGUGCCUGCUGGACCGCUACGGCUACCGCGGCACCCUGCUGGUCCUCAGCGGCAUCUCGCUCAACGGCGUGGUGGGCGCCGUGCUGUACCAGCCCGUCAGGCGGCACCUGGUGCGGCCGCGCCGGAGGCCGGUCAUCAGCGAAAUGAUUGACAUCCCGCUGAAGGACAACAACAAUGGCGUCAGCUUGGUGGAAAACAACGUAAUUUCGAUGGACGUGGUGCCAGAAGAAGAGGAUCAUCUCAAGAGACAGAACGGUUCUGGAGAUCCCAACUGUUACAUACAUCAGCUCAGCUCGCGCGACACGGAGUGCGACGACCACACGGUCAUCUCGCGGCGGGGCAGCCUCGUCAUGUCCGCCAUGCUGGACUGCCGCGCGCACCUCCUGCUGCGCCCCGUCGACGAGGACUGCGACCCCUCCGCGUCCUCCCCCGCGGCUCCUCCCCCCGCCGUGCAGCUGCCCGGAGCCGCCACGCGACCGCCCUCCGCCUUCGUCGCCAACUUCGCGAGCAACGUGCUCAUGUUCGACAACGCCAUCGCGUCGGCGGACGCCGAGCCCGAGGAGGGAGGCGUCGUGGUCAUCCGCAGGAAGCGGCAGUUCUCGCAGCAGUGUGACGACGACCUCCAGAGGCAGUCCCUGCUGAGCGGCGACCUGGCGGCGAGGCAGGAUGGCGGGACCCAUUCCCGCCGCUGGCUGCGCGCCGUCACGGACUUCCUCGACCUGGGGCUGCUGGGCGACCCCGUCUACGUCAACAUCGUGCUGGGGCUUUCCGUGUCGUUCCUCAGCGACGCCAACUUCUUCACGGUGUUCCCGUUCUUCCUGCAGUCGGCCGAGCUGGGCUUCUCGGCCGCCGACACCGCCGUCUGCAUGUCCAUCGCGGCGGGCGCCGACGUGGCGUCGCGCCUCGCGCUGCCCUGGCUCGCCGGCUGGCUGGGGCUGCGCGCGCGAGACACCUACCUGCUGGGCUGCUUCGCGUCCGCCGUCGCGCGCUCAGUUUUCGCGUGCGUGGACGGCUUCUUCGGCGUGGCGGCCAUGUCGUGCGUGGUGGGGCUGCUGAAGGGCUCCAUGGUGGUGAACCAGUCGCUCACCAUCGCCGAGCACUGCAGCCUGGACCGCUUCGCCGCCGCCUACAGCCUGUACAUGGUCAUCAACGGCGUCAUCACUGUCACCCUCGGUCCGCUGGUCGGCGUGGUGCGGGACCGCAGCGGCAGCUUCCCGCUCUGCAUCCACGCGCUCUCGCUGCUGAUGCUGCUGUGCGUGUUCGGCUGGCUGCUUGAGUACUUCGUCACGUGGUACCGCCGCCACAGCCACAACCUCGCGCACGCCAUCAAGAGCCGCCUGUUCUGAAGCCCGCGAACACUGCGACAACCAUGGAGUGGACGUCCGGGCAGAGCGCGCACCGCAAGCUGCGCGGUGGUCCCAACGAUGAAUGGCUAGUUUGCCUACAGGGCUGUCACAAAAAAAAACAUGUGUUUAACAUCCGUUAAGAGUGGACAAGCAAGUUUCACGGUGGUCCCAACGAUGAAUUGCUAGUUUUCCUACAGGACUGUCGCAAGAAAAAAAACUGUGCCGUGGCAUUAGAGCUUAAUGUCCGGGUAGAGUGCGCACACAAGCUGCGGAAGUGAUCCCAAUGACGAUUAUUUUGCCUACAGAACUUAGUGCAUUUUUGUCGUUAAAAAUCUCACGACACGCCGAGUUUCAGUGCAUAAUUUGUUUAAUAGUUCUUAUUGUAAACAGUACAUUAAAAAUGCACUGCGUUAAAAAUAAAAAUUAACAGUUUAUUAUUGCAACCACAACUUGGAUGUGAUGAAAUACGUAAUUUAAUAAGUACUCUCAUAGUUGUUUACGUCAUAUUUUUGUUGUGACAAUUUCAAUGCGGCACAAUAUACGAAAAAAACGUGUCUGUCCUCUUCAGUUAUUCUGAAGUCCACAUAUACUAAAUAUAAUGUGUUCCAAUUCAAGUUUUAAGUUAACUAAAAAUGAAUGGUAUUCGUGUCUCGACGUGUAAUAAAUAAAUAUAUAUUUUUGCAAUUUAAAUAUUAUUUCUUAACAUGCCUUCAUACAUACAGACACACAAUAAGCAACUACUGGGAAAUUUCCUUUGGACAUUUUAAUUGGUAAACAUAUUAUAACUGACACAGAUUAAACUGACAUAAUACCUUGGAUAUAUGCUAUUUUUGUUUAGGCUGGUUGUCAUAUAAAAAACCUCAGGAAUGGACAGCAAAAAUGAAUACAUGUGACAUUCUUAGUCAACACAAAUAAUUCUGUGGAAUAAAUUUUGUUAGAAAAAAUAUUCACCGCGCAAACUUACACUAUAGUCUGAUACCGACAAGUCAAUUGCGACAACAGUUUACAUACAAAAAAAGACACAUUCAAACGACACACCAUUGCGCAAACGAAGCGAGCGAUGAAAUUACAUAUAAAAACUGGACGAUAUAACUAAGACAGCAUGAAAGAACACAGUAAGCCUUUUUGACCAUCUAUAACAAGCAGUGUCAUAUGUUGUCAAAUUAAUCUUCACAUUUGCAAGAAUAAUUUAAGAACGUAGACUCUACAUCGAAAGAUAGUACGGAAGCCAUAAGUCUUUAAUAGUUAUUCGUUUUCCAGAAUGAGAGUUAAGUUAUAGUUAUUUUCCUAUUCAUGAAUUGACUAAUAUCGCCAUGCAAAUAGCAUUAUAUUACAUAUAACUAAAAAUAUGAUUUUCCUAAAACCCUGGAAAUGCCAGGUUGCUGGGAUUUCAAGAAUCCCAGGCUUUUGUUGAUUUACGAAUUUUAUUUUAAAAUAAUAAUUUGUACUACAAAGUGCAUGUAAAAAACCUUUGUUUCAAAACUGUUUACCACAAUCUUACAUGCUUCAUGUAAAUGCUGCUACUGAAAUAUAAAUUAGCCCUAAUGUUUUAAUUGAUAGUAUCAUUUAAAAAUAACUAUCCAGUGAUAUAACAUGAAUUUAUUUCAAAUCAGAAAGAGGAAUUUAUAUAAUCAUAAUGAUUAAGGACACUACCCCCUUAAACGUACUGAGUUGAAGGCGAUUCAAUUUCAGCCAUAAAUUUGAUAGUACUUUUGUCACUUCGGCUUUGUAGCGAUGUUAAUAUCAACUUCUCCAUUUUGUUUAGCAUUCUCCAUGCUGAGCAGAUACAUAUAUAGUGGUAAUUAAUGACUUUUUCUUUCAAUAUGGGCUCACUUAUUGUAUACUUCCCUUGAACAACAAAUAAUAAAAUACACCCGGCCUUUUGAAACACUUUUAUGUUCGUGUUUCUCCAAAUAUUAUUGUAUACAAGAAAAUUUCAUUGUAAAUAUAUUUUUAUAGCUAAACAAAAAAUGUGUUAAAAAUUAUUGUAUUAUAAUCUGUGUGGUUGAAAUAAAAUCUUUUGAAGGACACGUUAAAA
Molecule: messenger RNA, 4128 nt
Organism: Bacillus rossius redtenbacheri
Lineage: Eukaryota; Metazoa; Arthropoda; Insecta; Phasmatodea; Bacillidae
Exons: 10
Coding region: 204-2090 (628 amino acids)
Biological process (GO): transmembrane transport
Cellular component (GO): membrane
Molecular function (GO): monocarboxylic acid transmembrane transporter activity
Source: RefSeq, a predicted model, not a curated record